AUGUCUGCAUUUGGACUUUCAUCCGCUUCAGCGGAUCCUGCACGACAGGCGCAAGAUGUAAUAGACAGGAACUUGUUUCCUAUUCACUUAACGAUCGGGAGCCAGCCGUCCUAUGAUUGGAGACCAUUCCUCACAGCACUCUUCGAGCGAAAUGUAUACACAGGAGAGUCUGGGAGAAAUCCUUUGCCCACUCUAGGUGAUUCUUGGUAUGAAGUUGAUGUGCCGCAAUGGACAAGACCAAACUUCAGAAUCGACCGUGAGCUGAAACUUCCAGGCUGGCAAUACAUCGAGCGGCCGGAGCGCGACGUCUUGCGGCGGUUACGCCCAGCUCUCAGACUCGAGGAUAAAGCUCGUGCACCGGCCGAAUAUGCUCUCCGAUGGGGAAUGCAUCCCGAUCGGCCUGAUGGUGAUGGUUUGAGUUGUCUGAACCCCUCAAAUUCGCCAUCACGUCGGAUUCUGCCAGUUCUCCAGCUCCAACUAGACCAACAGGCGCAAGACGACAAAGAUGAUAUGAUCCGAGAAACAAGAAAUCAAGGCCUGGUAGGUCUUCUCAAGGUAGGAGGCCAAGAAGUCAUUGCCGUUUCGGUGUUCGAACUGCGGAAGAACGCACAACGGGCUGGCCGGGCUAGCAUUCCCGACGCGAUCCAGCCACUGUCAGUGACGAUGAAUCACCCAAAUCUCACUAUCGACCCGUUUGAUCUAGACCUGCUGAAUCAGCAAAAUCUGAACCCCACACUUCAAAAGUUCUAUGGAGGGUUGCGCGAAGAUAUCGAAUAUGGCGAGGACUGGCAACGUCUUCUAUUCAGGGGCCUAACAACAGAGGAGCUUGUUAGUGGGAAUAUACACACGAUGUCGAAUGAUAGCACCAAUGAUCUAGACAUGAGUCGGCCUCUGCAUAAUUUAUUCACUCGGAAUAAAUGGAUAGACACUGCGGGGGCUGGGACGAGUGCGGACGACCCACGCUAUUUCUAUACUAUUGGGAACCAUCGUAAGGAGUGGAACGCUAAUCGGAACACGGAGGUGUGGGACGCCUUGCAGCCCGCCUUACAAUUCGCCACACGUAUAUUGAACGAGGGCCCUCCAUUUUGGGAAUCUCUGAGAGACCUGCGUACCAGACAAUCUAUUAUUGAUCGGGAUUUGGAUCCUCGCAGGCAACCUUUAGUCACCGACUAUUUAAUAAAAAUGGUCCCAAUGGAAGCCAUAGACCUGACAAAAUGCCCAGAUCCCAUCAAGGACCUCUAUGGGGAUCGGGGAGGCUUCAGUACAGUCGGAAUUGUGGAUCAAAUACUCGAAUGUGGUCUGCGAUUCCGCAUCGUCGACGGCCAAUAUCAUCCCAAACGAGACUACUACACGGACAAAUUUUCUGACCCAUGGGAUCAAUCGUGGGAUAAAUGCGAUAGCAGCUUUUAUGGGUUUACUGACGUGGGAGUAGAUGACCCUGACACAUUCACAGUGCAUAUUUCUGCGCAGCUGAUUUGGCCCUUGUUGGUGCCAGAGUAUAGUCACAGCGAGAAACUCUGCUGCAGCUUCAUGGUAGCUGUCACAAUCUUACACGAACUUAUGCAUGCUACUCAUUAUGCGACCGCAUUCAUGUGUGGUGCGCUUGGGGAAAGAACUUUGCCUGACCAAUCUGCUCGCAUCGUAGAUCUGCUCGACCAAGCCGGCAGGGAUAUAUUCGACAUGAGUCACGCGAACGGCGAGCCAUAUUGGAAGGACGACUUCUGGGCGGAGGUGGGAAGCGCUUUCGAAUACGAAACCUUCGACAUGUCUGUUGCUGCGCUCCCUAUUGCAGAGAGCAUGACUUCCUUGCAGCCUCUGAUGUUGGAAGGCUAUUCAUGGCCAGCGGUCUUCUGUGAAGACGAGGGCUUUUUGAAUGUAGCAAAGCCUGUCGUCGACUUUAGCCGACCAAUAAGGAUCGACUGGGUGGCAAAAUGUUUCAACCAGACUUUCUGGGACGAAGACAUAGCAGCUUUUGGUCUCGAGUGGAUCAAGCUGUCAGCUCCAGACGAGGACGACUUCACGCUGAUGUCGUGCGACUGGUACCACAGGAAGGUCACUGAAUUACUCGUCUCAAAGAUGAACUUGGACUUCUUCGAAACUGUCUACACGAUGCUUGAGCGAAGAGGGCACACAAUCUUGGCCAAUUAUUGCAAGUCUUGUCUGGUGGAAAUGAGGGGAGUCUUGUCCAUAAAGUCUCGCUAUCACCAGGAAUAUCUACAGCGUGUAGAGCAUAAUCAAUCAGAAGUGAUGAUCGACCCUCUACCUACUGCCCUGGAUAAAAUGUAUAAUGCAGCCAGGCUAGGAGUGCUGGUUUUGAAUCACUGGGGAAACCCUGACCGCAGGGCCAGCCAUGCAAGCUGGCUGGUCACCUUUCCCAGUUCCGCCCGGCUGGUGUCUGAUGAUGAAUGGCAUGCUGGACUACAGGAGCUUCUCAUUGUCACAUUCUGUAACGUCGGGACACUCUUGAAGCACGUUAAAGACUUGCAUAACAUCCAUCUGCGGCAGUUUGGAAGGCUUCAGCAUUACAUUUACGAAUAUUUCCAGCAAAAUAAGCAGGGCCGGUAUGACCUCUGGCCCCAUGACCAAGAGAACGUCCAGUUCGGCUGGGUAGAGAUGACACUUGGCACGUAUAGAAAAGCGGCCAGAGAUAUAGCAAAUCUUCUUUGGAGGAUCUCCCAAAAUGAACGCUUUCGGGGCCAGGACGACACAAGUUGGAUGCUAGAAUGGAACAACCACUUUGCAAAUCUCGCGACGACACUUGACGCGUUGCAUGAGGAUCUUAUAGGGGACCAUGUGAUCAAGAAGGACGACAAUGAGGUCGAGGACAUACUGGGUAGACUCAAGGUUCCCUCGUCGGCCGCUAAGAGCAGAACGCAGCAGCUGCAGAGAUUCUUCGAGCUGGAACGGGACCUGGCCAGCCCCGGAAUUCGCGAUACCAUUGACAAGUUCAUGGAUGAUUACGCAAGGCUGGGCGCAUUAGCCCAAGGAAGAACACUUCCUUUUCUUGAAAGCAGUCUCUCGCCAAGACCAGUGAGAGCACAAGCAUGGAGGCGUUCGACACCUAACCCUAGUAUACGAGUAGUUAGUCUGAGUGGUCUCGCCAAUGCGUACAGUCCCUCGACAACAGGGAUAGCAUCGCCAAUGAACACCACGCCGACAAGGACAAACAUGAUACCACCUCUAGUGCCGGGGAUAAGUAGCGCGCCCGUAACUUUCGUACGUCCCCAGCUCCCCCCGGGGGCAGAAAGACGUUUCAAUGUUAGCUGUUUUGCCGAUCGACUGGCCGCGAUAUCACUGUCGGUCGCUCGACCGGCUCGAGAUAUCAUGGCGGCUAAGUUGAGUAGCAGUAACGCUCCGCGGCCAUGAAGCAGCAGCACCAACACAGAAGCUGGGAAGGAUCGUGUAAUAAGCCAGGGUUUCCUCCAUCAGCCAGGCUUCCAUAACCAGUAUCUGU
This is a messenger RNA of Truncatella angustata, 3454 nucleotides long. RefSeq lists its product as uncharacterized. The transcript has 5 exons. The record is from RefSeq and is a predicted model, not a curated record. Lineage: Eukaryota; Fungi; Ascomycota; Sordariomycetes; Amphisphaeriales; Sporocadaceae. The coding region runs from base 1 to 3366 and encodes 1121 amino acids.